UAUUUUGUUACACAGUUUUGAGAGCUUAGCGUUUACCGAGUCAUUGGUAUUUUUUGAAAAUGAAAAUUAGGAAAUGCCUAGAUGCGAUAUAGGUUCAACAUAACUUUGGUUAUGAACAUCCGAAACUGUGUAAUACGAUCAUAUAAAGUAUAGAUUACAUGUGUUAGCAUGAGGAUAUUAAGCUACAGAUCUUUUAGUGAACUGGUGACAAGUGUUUACAUCGAAUGGGGAAAUCCCAACGAAUUGGUACGCGAAUCGAAACUGCACUAAAUUGAAAGUGGAUACGGGCAGUAUUUUACAGAAUCUCAGUGCAACAAUGGAAUCGAAGCCGAAUGGAAACUUGCGGUUGUUCGACGAUGAUGAAGAAGGCCAGCCAAAUGAACAUGAAGCUAGGACAGACAUUACACAGUCGGUCGCUAAAGGAGAAGCAGAAUCCAGUGCUAUUUCCGAAAGCAGACAUAUCGUCAUGCCGACUACGGAUAUGCGAACUGAACAAAGUUCUAGUAUGUCACCUAUUGACAAACAGCAGUUUGUGCACAACAAUUCACCGCAAAGACAUUCAUAUGACUUACUUACUUCACAAACAGAACCAGAAUCUUUAGACUUAGGUGCUGGCGUGCACCCGCCCUGGAGAAAAACCCCUUACUUGCCAUUCAAAGUGGAACAACCUAUUGAUGUAGCUAAAGCUAAGAUGUUAUUAUUCAAAGGCUUUGAUCAAUUCGUCGAGACCACAUUUGAUAAGAAACAAGGGCGUAUAAAUAUCAGGGCAAAAUCUGAAGAUGAACUUAUAUGCAUUCAAAUAAGCAUGCAUCAAUGCCUCGAACAGGUGAUAACGAAGGAAAGACACGUAAUGGAAAAUACAUUAGCAGAGUUUUUAGAUAAGGGUCCAUGUCGCAAAUGUUUAAACGACAAGCUUGCAGAAAAACAGAUCGAAGCUGUUCUUGAUGUCGAUACACAAUUGUGUACAUUGGUCGCGUAUGCGUAUACGGACGUCAAUCUUGACAAAGCGUUAAACGUUUAUGACAAAACCUUCAUUCAAAGAGACAUACCACUUCAACCACAGGAAGUAGAUGAAAUUGAAAUGGCCGUUGAAAGAGUCCGUCAGAAGAACUUGCAACUUGUACACAUUGCCAUGUCGUCCAAGUGUGUUAAACUGUAUGGUUUGGAUUCAACAGAAGUUGAAGAAACAGAAAGACAGAUUUGGAAUAUUAAAAGGGAAUAUAAACCAAAAGAUUUGUCUUUCCCUGCAUGCGUUGAAAUAUGCAUUGCAGCGGCAGGUUUGGAUUCAACACGAGUCGAAGAAAAAGAAAGACAGAUUAGGAAUAUUAAAAUGGAAUGUAAACCAAAAGAUCUGUCUUUCACUGCAUGCGUUCAAUUGUGCAAUGCAGAGGCAAGAUGUUUUAAACAUCACUUUUCCAGUGAUCUAGAAUCAGCCAUAAGGCAACGAAACGGUCAGUAUUUGUCUGAACAGAGUGGCGAAGAUGACGAUAUCAAAAUUACUGUAACUACAACCGGUGAGCCAGGCAUAAAAGAUCUGCUUGAACAGACUGUUAAAAAGAUGUUUAAGGAACAAUUUGACUUCUCAAAAGCGUCCAUUGAUGCAAAUGAUGAACAUUUGCUUUGGACAGGGCUUGCCGGCAAUGAGGGUAGAACGUAUUUGAAGCAAUGUGAAGUUAUUUUUAAUUGUUUUAUUGACCUGUCAAAAAAGCGUGAAGACCCGCGAGAUGGAAGAUCUCGGGUCAAAGUUGUAUCAACGGAGGACUGUUUCACCUCAAACAGCAGCGACGAUGACAGUUCUUCGAGUGAGGAAGAUGACGCAGUAAAUUAUCAAGUAAACAUGGAGAAGACCCCUCGACAGACGUUUGCCGAAUUGCAAGGCGACAUACGGGAUGAGGAAACAGCACUUCAACUUGCCAUUCAGCUAUCAAAGGAAGCAUGCAUUGCUCGUCCGGGAAAUGAUGACAACGAUUCAGACGAAGCUACUUCAGGAUUGUAUGCGCGUACAUGUUCGCACACGUUGAACAACAUACACGUCCAUGUAGUGAAAGGUGAUAUAGUUAAACAACAGGCCGAUGCGCUGGUAAAUAUCGUUUCUUAUAACAUGAAGUUUGGUGAAACUAGAGUGUCACAGAUGUUUUUAAAAGCAGGCGGACCAGACAUCGAAAUGGCAUACAAUGCGGCACGACAAAAUAAUCCGCAUAGAAGAGUACUAGUCACGCCAAGAUUCCGUCAUCUGAGAUGCAAGAACGUGAUACAUGUUGGUUUGCAGAAAGGGAAAGACAAGUGCAAACAGUGCAUAAGUGACACUUUUACGAAAAUAUUGCACGAGUGCGAGAAAAACAAAUGGUCAUCCAUUGCCCUACCACCUCUGGGAGUAGGACACAUGUACAACUACACGGAAAUUGACUGUGCAGAACAAACAUUUGUAUCUCUAACUACGCAUCAUAAUAACAACCAUUUGCAGGAGGUGACGAUUGUUGUCUACGAUGACAAAGCAUUCCGUGUGUUUGUUAAGGCAUUGAAAUCUGUUGCAAAAGAGAUGCCGUCUUGCCGACAAGGACAGCAUCCUAUGGCAGCGCCAUCUAUGGGAAAGCAUCCGAAGUCCCGAGCGUUGUCUAUGGAGGAUACUUUCAAUCGAAAAACGGUGUCUGAACAGACAUUUGCGACGCCGCAAGCAUUUGGAACUAUAUCACAUACGCCUCCAAAUCAGGCACGAGGCGCUAACCCACCUGGUCGUAGUAGCAGAAUGAAACACGGCAAAGGUCACAGAAGGCAUGCCGCCUCUUCACGGCAAUCUGGUCAUGGUCAACAUGAUGCCACGAGACCGAAUAAAUCCAGAAAGAGAAUCAGCCACGAGAGAGAGACGGCCACCAAAAUCACUGUUUAUGCCAAGGAUAAGGCUACAUGCAAGCACGCACUCAAACAAAUGGGCAAGAAAAUGAAGACCGAUUUUCUAUAUGAAGAGAGGAUUGAAAGGGUCCCGUCCCUUUCGAAGGAGGCAAAGUCGGAGAUUGCAAAAGCUAUCAAUGACCACAAAGUACUAGUGAGGAAAGAAAAAGAACAUUAUCUGCUUAAAGGAAAACAAGAUAAUGUCCUGAAGGCACACGGUCAUAUAUUGAAAAUUAUACUUCGUAAUCAUGGGGAAUCCCCCGUGUCUAGUCCACCCUCAAGAUCUCAAAGGGAAACAGUGGAGUACGCAAAGUUCAUGACGACAGCUGAUCAUACGGUGCCCGUUUAUUGGAAAAAUUACAAGCCAGGCGCACUACUCAAUAAGCUCAUGUUAAAUGUUAAGCACUUUAUGAAUGGAAAGGACUAUGAGAAGGUGGACCUCGACCCGAAUUCAACCACGUAUAAACAGAUAGUUCGAAUGGUCAAAAAAACAACUGACAAGUCGGAUAUUGGAAAAGGUAAAGAUGCGACUGGCCUCGGAGGGUAUUCAAAAUUAUGGAUUACAAAUGUACAGCGUGUUGAAAAUUUAGAUGUUUUUAAAAAAUAUUGCAAUAAACGACAGGAGAUCUUCAAAAAUUUGGUAAAACAGAAAAGAGGAGCUUGGCCAAAGGUGGAAGAGACACCAAAUGCGUCUGGAAAAAUCAUUACAAGUACGUACUUUUCUAGAGAAAUGGCGUCAGACUUGCAAUCAGAAAUAAAUGAAGUGCUGCUGUUUCACGGUACUAAACUCGACACAAUUGAUACCAUUUGUCAGAGUGGAUUUGACACACGGCUGGCGAGCAGGGAUGCAAUGUUUGGUCAAGGUGUAUACGGUGCUGAAAAACCGACAAAGGCUGACCAGUAUACAGAUGAUCAAAAUGCGCGUACAAUCGGACAAGGCCAGAUAAAGCAAAUGUUUUUGAUGCGUAUGCUCCUGGGCCAUUGCUUCAUAUGCACGGACCAAAAUCACCCACAUAAAUAUCGGCGAGCACCAUGCUGUAAGUGUAAACGUGAUGACUGCAAAGAACAUUUCGAUUCCGGAAACUACGAUUCCGUAGUUGGAGAUAACAAAAAACUAUUUAGAGAGUUUAUUGUCUAUGAAAGAGACCAGUGUUACCCGGAGUACCUGAUAACAUACGAACGGCGAUAGAGAAUGAUAGACGCCUGGGUCGGUAAACGUUGAUACCAUUAUUGUACAAGAAAGACAAUCCGAUCUUAUGUGUUUGAUAUCUUUUAUAUUAUAUGGAUAUUUAAAAACAGAGUUGUAUAAGAACAUUAGAACGCAGCCAUAAGAAUGAUAUACAGUAAUAUCGUGUUGACUAUGAAAGUAACCUGCUGAUUUAAACAAAUACUGCACAUUUCAUGGGUUAUCAUUAUUUGUAGUAAACAGCCUGCUGUCUGAUUUCUGUAAAAUUUCCACUUUAGUAUUUAUUUUGAAGUUUGUUUUGUUUUUGUAAAAUGUUCAGUAAUUACAAAAUAACGCACACAUAAAAACAUUUCUUCUUUUUUACCUUGCUUGUUAGAACACUUUUCAAUACGUACGUAUUUAUAUCUUCUGCAAAUCAUUUUGUAGCCAACUAUUAAUUUUAAAAUGUAUAGAUGUGUUCACGAAUUACUGCCCUACAUAUCUUAGUAUUAAUUAUUUUAAUGUGAAAUAUAUCCUUAUGUAAACUUUUUACAAAUAUUAAUACCACCAUUCACCUUAACAAAGUAGUAUAUGUGCAAUUAUUGUACAAGAUCCUAUUUUCUCCGUAAGCUAAAAUUCUAAUAAAUUCACAAAAAUUACAUGUUUUAUAGUUAUUGAAACAUAUUAAAUGAUACUUGUGGUAUAUUAUGGGUCAAAUUAUAUAUAUAUAUAUAUAUAUAUAUAUACACGUGUUCAAAAGUACAGCCAACACUAGAUUAAAUUAUCAUUAAAUUCAGCAUUUGGAUUGCCAAGUCCAAAAUACAAAUACAUGUAUAAUACAUUAAAUCUACAAUUGAACUAAUUUUGAAGCAGUAUCUAAAUCUUCUUCUUAAAUAUUUACCUAUUUCAAAACAUUGAAAGGCGUGUUAGAGAGUGCAAUGUCUACAACAAUUCAGAAUAUAGUUUUGAUACAUGUUCAUAAAAAAGAAAUAAAUAUGUCCAUGGAUACCAUUUUUUCCACAUUUGCUAAUUUCUUGAAAAUACCGAUCUUGAAUGUUUUUCAUAAGCUUAUGCAAUUUUUAAAAUCCUUUUAAUCGCAGUGGAGAAGCAAAAAUCUUGUUAAUCUUACGUUUUCGGAACAUUGAAAAUGAUGUGGUAUUUGUUUUCAAUGUGAUACUAAAGAUUUUAAAACAUUGUAAAUGUGUACAUGCGUACUAUACUCAUUUAAUUGGUUUAUUAAAUAAUAUCAGUAACUAGAGGCGUAGAUAGUUCGGUAUUCGCUCAGGCACUGAAUUGUUAUUUUAAAAUUAAAUCGUUUGUAUUUAUGUCUUUAAAUAUAAAGACGUAUUUCGUACCUACUAGUCAUUCUCACUUUACCACUAGUAAGUUUGUAAUGUUCUGCUUUCUAUAUUGUAUUUCGUUGCUUUUAAUUUCUUGCCAUACUUGUUGUAUAAAAUAUGCUUUUUUUAUUUCUUUAAAUUGUUUAUCUGCAAUUGUUAUGUAAAAAGACGUUGUAGUGUGAUUAACUGUUUGAUCACGUGAUUCUAAUAACACUUGAUCUAGAGAAACGUUCAUAUUUCAAACUCUUUUCAUAAUGCUAUAGUCUUCAAACUUGUUAAUGUAGGCAAGUUUCUAAAACUUAAUGUAUAACAAUGCAUGAAUGUAGGUAUAUACAUAUAAAUUAGUUAGUCAAGCGAAACUUGUACUAUUUUGUAGCAAGAUAUAAUGGCAAUUUUUGUUAGACUUCACUGAUGCCAUAAUUGACCCGCGUUAUGCAAAAUGGGUCUUAUUUGAUUGUUGGCAUGAGUUGCUGCAGCAAAGUCUGCGCAUCUUACAACGGAAACCUGCGUGACUUAAAUGGGCAGUGUAACCCCUGACCAGACUGCGCCUAAUGUUAAGGUUGACUGGGCGCAAGGUUGACAUCAAGUCAUAAGACCAAUUUUCGCAUGACGCGGCUCAAUUAUAACUGUUCUAUCAACUGUAGGCGUUCUCUCUAUUUUUUAUAAUACAGGAUCGAAGAUCGCGUAUCUUCGUUGAGCAAUAUACACGUUAUUUGUAUAUUUACCAAAGAUUUCUUAAACUCUGUUUGGAUGUGUGUUAUUUACCUGUGUAUCCAUAUUGCAUAAUUAUCUUCAUAACUAUGUGUUUAUGUACAAAUAUAGAAUUUAAAUAGUGUUCAAAUGCUUACUGUAAGUGAAUUGCUUGUGUAAUGACUUAAUAUUUAUUGACGCAGUAGACCAUCGAAAUUCAAUGUUUGUUAUUGUGCCAAUGCCAAUUUUUAACAUGGAUCGUUUGCUCUUCUUUUUUUUUCAGUUUGUAGCAAUGUGUUUUUUGUGUUCAUUUUUAAGCACGGUUUUGUGUUAUCUAUCAUAUCGUAGCAGUUGUUGUAACAGCGGCGUUAUGAUAUGCAUACAUAUAUUUAUUGUAUAAAUAUUAGUGUAUUUCUAUUUGUUUUGUAUCAUAUAAUACAUUUUAAACAUAUUAAUAUAUGCUUUUUGAAUAAGACGAGAAAUGUGCAUGUGUAAAUACAUAUAUUUUUAAUCAUCGAACGUCAGAACUGACAAUUUUUCAUUAAGAUUAAUUCUUAAGUUGUUUAGGGAAAAACUUUAUUUUAAUGCAUUCAUGCAUUAUUCAUUGUCAAAAAAAGAAUAUACGAAACAUCAUAAUAUCGAUGUAAACGUGGUUCUAUGUCUAUCAACACAAUCGACAGACAAAUAAACCUUACCUGACCUGAGGUCCGAUAAAUUAAAAAAAUGACCGGACCUCAACACAUUUUACCGGACCUUGUUUUUUCUUUAUCCAAACUCUAAAAAAAUACUUUUCAUAGAGUUUAUUUUUAUCAUUAUGACGUUCACAAUGGUUAACAAUUCUAAGUACAGUAAAAAAAAAAACUAAAUUAAAGUAUGUUGUAUUAAAAUCAUAUGGUUAAACUUUCAAUUAAAAGUGAAGAAAGCUUUGUGAUUUUUUUACAUUUUGCGAUCAUUUAAACAGCUGCUUGUGCUGCUUGAAUCUUGAAACGGAAAAGGCAAAGAUCGUGUGCUUUCAAUUAACGAUCAUCACAAACAUUGAAACCAGUGAAAUUCAAAUCACGCACUCAAAAUGUGUUGUGUAUCCUACGUAAGGUCAUACUUAUAUACUUAAUUUUGUCCCUAUAUAAUGUUAAAGCGACAACUUUAAGGGAAAAUAAAUUCUACUUUUUGCACAUGAGACCCCCUUAACCAUACCUUUUUCUUAAAGGCAUUUCUUAGCGGAAUCGAUUUAUGCAAUUAAAAAUAUAUGUCAUGUACAAACCACGAAGUCCGACAGUUUCGGAAAUGAAAUCGGACUAUUUGUACAUCUAUAAGAAUUCAUUAGUAUAAUAAAGAUAAUGCAUAUGUGUAGAUCCAUUUAUCAAAUAUGUUACAAUCAACUGAAUAAUCUCAUCCGAGUUUAGUCUUUUUCAUAAUGUUGUUUUUAGUGAGUUCCCUAUAUUAUUUUAUUGAUUGGUUUUGUACAUUGUUUGAAAAAUUGUUUUAUAUAUACACAGCUAGACAGUUGCAAUGUAUGAAUAGUUGUGAGUAUAAAACAAUUGAUUUGGUUAGUUGUCCUGUUCCCAGUAACACAUAUUCUGCUCACAUCUUGACAAGAAAAAUCCGUUAACUAAACAUAAAAAGACUGUUGUCUAAUGUUAAACGUGUUAAAAACUAUUAUCUCUUGUUAUAAGUGAAACAAAAUAUACAUAACACAUAAGAAAUGUCAUAUGUUUGAGACCUUACUAAAGACCAGACGGUACUUAAUGUCGUUUACUAUUUCGUGAUAAGCGUGGCUUUGAAAACAUAAAUUACGAUCGGUUUUUCAAGUAGUAUUUGUAUGUAUUGUACAUUGUAUUGUAUGUAGCCAUAAUGAUUAUGUCAUCAUUUACGUGAACAGACGACCAUACUGAAAAAAACACACGAACCUAUCAA
Messenger RNA from Dreissena polymorpha, 7998 nucleotides. RefSeq lists its product as uncharacterized. Gene Ontology annotation, biological process: negative regulation of gene expression. Gene Ontology annotation, cellular component: cytoplasm; nucleus. Gene Ontology annotation, molecular function: transcription corepressor activity; NAD+ poly-ADP-ribosyltransferase activity. The record is from RefSeq and is a predicted model, not a curated record. The coding region runs from base 317 to 4078 and encodes 1253 amino acids. The transcript has 14 exons. Lineage: Eukaryota; Metazoa; Mollusca; Bivalvia; Myida; Dreissenidae.